ACGUGACUUUUGUAAAAUCAAUGCAGGAAAUGUGAACACUCAUACGCUUUGGUUUCUAUUGUAUGGAUUGUCGAUAUUAUCAUUUUAACACAAAAAACUGUAAAGUUAUGAAUAACAGUUCUUUCUUUAUCAAGUUUAAAAUAACAUUUUUACUCGAAGGAUUUGUAAAAUUGACCAUUAACUAUGUCGAGUAUAAGUGAAUAUCAAUUUUUUAUGUACAUCUUUUGCCAAACCAAGUGAAAAAAACAGAUGGAACAGCGGAACAAAUUUGAAGCUUUCACUCUGUAGUACUUGAACUACAGAAGGAAUAGAGAAAGAAAUAAUUUUCUUUGCUCGUACAUGGAUGGGGCUCCAGAGUCGCCGGUAGCGGCCCUGACCGCGUCGCUGUCAUAUAGCGCUACAGUCGACAGAUGCGUGUCCGCAGUUGCAGUUCAGUAACAUUGCCACUUUUAGUGUGUGUGCUGCACUUAAUAUUAAACAGCAGUAUGUGCAGCGCGAGAUAUGAGUAAAAAACCAACGAUAUGAACUGUAAAUAAAAUUUGUCCGUCCGUUUUCGUUUUUGUACGAUAUUCGUUAGGAAAAGUCGCGCUCCGUCCAUUGCGAGCCUGUAAAGUGGCAGCAACAGACAAUCGAUCGAAACAAAUACCGCUACGGGAUGAGGGACGACGCGAACAACAUCAACAACAAGGCCCAGCUGCAUACGUGCGGCGAGCUCACGCCGGAGCAGAGCAAGUACGCCGCCGAACACUUGAACGAGAUUCUACCCGGACGAGAUCAAGUGAUAGAGGAUGUGCGACAGUGGCUAUUGUCUUGCGACGAUAUUAACGCUAGAACUGACGAUUUCUUCAUAGCUCGCUUUUUGAGAGGUUGCAAGUACAACGUCGACAAAACAAAGAAAAAGUUGAGAAAUUAUUACGUGCAGCGUUCACUGUCACCAGAAUGGUUUGCCAAUCGCGAUCCGUUUUUACCAGAAAUACAGGAAUUGCUAAAUCUGGGAGUUUUUUUGCCGUUGAGAAAAGUCGACGAUCAAGGAAGAAUGGUAAUCGUCAUCCGAGCCUGCAUACAUAAUCCAGUCAAGCACAAACAAGCCGAUGUCUUCAAGACGAGUAUGAUGAUACUGGACCUGGCGAUGCGCGACCACGUCACCUCGUCGCUGUACGGCCUGAUCGUGAUUCACGACAUGAAGGGCGUGCACUUCGGGCAUGCCCUGCAAAUGACGCCGGGCGUGAUCAAGCGCCUGGUGCACACCUGGCAGGGCUAUCCGAAUCGCCUCAACUCGCUCGACUACGUGAACGCGCCGACUCACGUCAACGUCAUUCUCAGCGUGUUCAAGCGCUUCAUGAGCAAGAAGCUCGGCGAGCGCAUGCACGUGCAUCCGGGCGACGGCAAGAGUCUGCUGCAGAAAUUGUCGCCCGAUCUCUUGCCGAAGGAGCUGGGAGGCAACGACAGCGAUUACGCCACUCUCAAAAGCUACUGGAAGCAGCAGGUCGAGGAAAAUAAGCAGUGGUUCGUGGAAGAUGAAAACUACAAGCUCAAAACUUGAUGAUACUCGCUUUGCAUGUGAUAUUUUACACGUUUAUUUUCAUACCGUUCUUUAGGCUAAUCGAUUUGUACUUUUAAGGAGUUGUAUUUGAUAAAAUUUUUUUAUUGAAACGCACAAAGAAUUAUAUUUCUGUUUUUUUUUAUUAAAGUAUUUUAUUUACG
Molecule: messenger RNA, 1704 nt
Organism: Trichogramma pretiosum
Lineage: Eukaryota; Metazoa; Arthropoda; Insecta; Hymenoptera; Trichogrammatidae
Gene: pinta
Product: retinol-binding protein pinta
Exons: 5
Coding region: 656-1543 (295 amino acids)
Cellular component (GO): membrane
Molecular function (GO): phosphatidylinositol bisphosphate binding
Source: RefSeq, a predicted model, not a curated record